Molecule: messenger RNA, 438 nt
Organism: Schistosoma mattheei
Lineage: Eukaryota; Metazoa; Platyhelminthes; Trematoda; Strigeidida; Schistosomatidae
Source: the annotation of a GenBank genome assembly
AUGUUUCAUGAAUUCGCUGCAUGGUAUAGAAGGUGGCGAUUCGGUGAAGGGACACGUAUUGAUUUAGUUUUAAUUGGCCCACCAGGUAGUGGGAAAGGGACUCAGGCAGUCAAAAUAGCUGAACGUUAUAAAAUCUGCCAUUUAUCUACUGGAGAUAUUCUUAGAGCCAUUAUAGCAUCAGGAUCAGAACUUGGUCAAAAAGUACAGAAAAUUACGGAAUCAGGAGGACUUGUUUCAGAUGACAUAGUUUGUGAACUAAUCGCACAAAAAAUCAAUUCUCCGGAAUGUGAAAAUGGACUUCUAUUCGACGGGUUUCCACGCACACUAGAACAAGCCAAAAAAAGAUCGUCAGAUUCAUCUAUCGGCUGCUUUGGAAUUCAAGCUCGAUCCUACCAUCUUGGAAAAAAGGAUUUGUGGCAGAUUAUUCCACUUAGCUAG